GCAUUCCUUACUCUAUAUUUAACAGCUGCAGACUGUGCUGGGGGCAACUGCAAGAGAGGGGAACCCGAGGUGCUUCCCAAAUCCACGGCUGGUGAGGGUGGGAGUGGGGGAAGCUUCCUGCAGGGAGCAGAGGGAAUUUCUCUCCCUGCCGGUGGCUGCGGAGCAGGUUGUGUUGGAGAGGCUGCAAUGCCAGCAUCCCAGGCACGCUCCAGGGCCAGGGACAGGAACAAUGUCCUCAACAGGGCUGAGUUCCUCUCCCUGAACCAGCCCUUGAAGGGGAACCAGGAGAGCAGGAGCGGCAGCAAGAAGCAGAGUGGGCAGGCUGGGGCAGCCGGUGCCCAGAACGGCAGUGCCAAGGAGCGGAGGCAGUCGCAGCAGCUGCCCGAGGAGGACUGCAUGCAGCUCAACCCCUCCUUCAAGGGAAUUGCCUUCAACUCCCUGCUGGCCAUCGACAUCUGCAUGUCCAAGAGGCUGGGAGUCUGUGCCAACAGAGCAUCCUCCUGGGGUGGUGCCCGCUCCAUGAUCAGCCUGCUGGGGAUAACGGGGCACGGGAUCCCCUGGAUUGCGGGCACCCUCAUCUGCCUGGUGAAGAGCAGCACGCUGGCAGGCCAAGAGGUCCUCAUGAACCUGCUGCUAGCUUCCCCCUGCCCCUGCCUGCAGCUCGGAGGGGACAGCGGCUGCUUCACUGGGGCAGAGCCAGCCCUGCCAGGGCGGCUGAGCCAGGCUGCGGCCCGCAGGGAGGUGCCAGAGGGCAGCCCUGCUGCUGGACAUCGUGAUCGUGGCUGGCCUGCAGAAGCUGGCCAAGCGGAAGGGCCCCUACGACGUCAGCCCCGGGCUGCUGGACUACCUGACCAUGGACACCUACGCCUUCCCGGCGGGGCACGCCAGCCGCGUGGCCAUGCUCGCCGAGUUCCUGCUCAACCACCUGGUGCUGGCCAUCCCUCUGCGCAUCCUGCUGGUGCUCUGGGCCCUCUGCGUCGGCUUCUCCCGCGUCAUGAUCGGGCGGCACCACGUCACCGACGUCCUCUCCGGCUUCGCCUUCGGCUACCUGCAGUUCAGGCUGGUGGAGGUGAUAUGGAUGUCCUCCAACACCUGCCAGAUGUUGAUAUCCAUCUGGUGAGCAGCAGGGACUCGGUGCUUUGCUGGUGCUUGAGGAGCUCUCCCUCGCAGCCGCGGGUGGGAGCAGUGGCAGCUCCCAGCCCUCGUGGUGUUUUCUGGCGUUGCUUCCUCACCCGGCGAGACGAGCAGAGAUGUGUCCCCUGCGGAGUGGGGCUUGGCAGUCGAGGGCCAUACCUCUCUUAUGGCCCUGUCCUCGGGCUGUGUUUGGACAGCAACCUGGCUCAGCUUCGUGGGUGAGAGAAACGAGCUGUGUGUCUGCCUAGGCUCGGGGGGUCCUCGCCUGCCCCUCAGCAUCUGCUCAGGGUGGGCAGAGCCUGAGAGCCUCCUGAGAACAUCGACUUUGGCCAACCCUUUUGAGGCCAAAUGCUUUUGGCCACAGUGCUUUUUCUUUUUUGUAAGCCCAGCAGUUAGUUGUGUCUUGGGUCAGGGCACUGCUGGCACUUGGGAGGGAAUAAAUCAUCGUAAAAGCCCUGC
Molecule: messenger RNA, 1593 nt
Organism: Pogoniulus pusillus (Red-fronted tinkerbird)
Lineage: Eukaryota; Metazoa; Chordata; Aves; Piciformes; Lybiidae
Gene: PLPP7
Product: phospholipid phosphatase 7 (inactive)
Exons: 3
Coding region: 187-1356 (389 amino acids)
Cellular component (GO): nuclear envelope
Molecular function (GO): sphingosine-1-phosphate phosphatase activity
Source: RefSeq, a predicted model, not a curated record